AGACAGACAGACAGACAGACAGGCCUCACUAGUGGCAUGUCUCCUGCUGAGAGGUUGAGUGUGCUCCUCUUCCUAGCUGGGUUCUUCGGGGGCUUGGGGGCCCUGUCCCUGAUGCUCUCCUUUGGGACAGACUACUGGCUGCUGGCUUUGGAGACCUGUGGCCCUGGGGGGGCCUCAGAGGCCUGGGAGGCUGGGGCCUUCAGACCUGGGAAGGAGGAGAUGGAGGAUCAGGACACUGUGACAUUCUUCCACCAGGGCCUCUUCUGGAGGUGCUCCUUCAGGGGGAGGAGAGAGGAGGACACGGUGUGGCACUUCUGGAUCAGUAAGUAGGAGAGGUAUUUUCACAGAUUUAUGAAAUAUAAAUAUUGUAGCGGACAAUAUUAAUUGAUGCAUGCCAAGAAUGACCUGAACUGUAAUAUAAAAGUACAAUGUUUUUUUCCCCAAAGCCAAUCAACCACACCAAAAGACCUGUGUGCCCACCUACCUAUUCCCAUUUUCUGCUUCUGAGCCAACCACGGAUUACCAGGCACCAGACGCUGCAGUUUACAGGGCCUUCUGGAGCGUCUUCCUUCUAGUGGGUGUGGUCAAUGUUAUGAUUGGUGGGUUUGUCAUCAUCUGUGCCUCUCCAUUGGCCAGCCACAGGCUCUACAAAGUAGGCGGGGCACUCUUGCUCACUGGAGGUGAGUUAUCGGUGGUGUUCCUCUGCUGACGCAUGCCAGAUCUUACAACGCCUGGAUAGGUCUUUUUACGUAUCAGCUAACCACAUCAUAUGUUAUAGCAAUCUGGUGCCCGGCGGCACAGUUGAUGACGUGGCAUGCAAACGUUGGUUGAUGUAUGCAUCGUCUGAUCAGAGCAGGGGAACACGACCAUCAUGAGUUGCUAGCCAUGGUUGGGUCCACUCAACUUUACAUGAAGCUCAAAGUUAAAUCAGGAGACACAUUUAAGUUCUAUGAAGUUUAACUGAGUUUAAAUGUUUCCCUAUCCCCCCCCCCCCCCUCCCCCCUCUUCCUCCCCCUCUCUCUCCCCCCUCACCCUCCCCCUCUCCCUCUCUCUCCCCCCUCCCCCUCUCCUCUCUCCAGGCCUAUGUCUCCUAGUUGUAGUAAUUAUGUAUGUAGUCUGGACCCAAGUACUGGACUUUCUGGAGGGCUAUGCUGCCCAGCGACAACACUCCUCUCAAUGUCCAACAGUCUACCACCUCAGCGUCCACUACGGCCUCUCCUUCCUGUUUGCUCCCGUCUCCGUCUUCUUCUUCCUGCUGGCUGCACUGCUCUUCAUCCUGAUUGGACAAACAGUGCAGACGUGCCAUCACAAAGUGCCAGUGUAGUGACAGAGGGGGAAACAGCCAGAGAGGAAGUUGGGAAUUAAACCAUACGGUGACUCCUGUGCCAUAAAGGCCCAGACCUCUAUGUUCAGUCUAUAACAAGAGCCAGUAGUGACUGAUACCGUGGUCAACUCUCAUGGGACUCACAGAGUAAUACAUAUGUACUAUAUUAAAUACAUUUGGAAUAAUCAACUGUGAUUAACUUUGAAUAAAAAAGCAUCAGUCUCUCUCAUUGGGAGUUGUGACUAAAUUUGAUUCCACUGCUUCUUUGCAACCAGAUCUGGACUCUAUCAGACAGUCCAGUCAUGGAG
Messenger RNA from Coregonus sp. 'balchen', 1632 nucleotides. Lineage: Eukaryota; Metazoa; Chordata; Actinopteri; Salmoniformes; Salmonidae. The record is from the annotation of a GenBank genome assembly.